AUGGAGUUAAGUGUUUGCAAUGUCCAGGAGGCACGUUUGGCGCUGUACCAGGCCUCAUCUCUUCAUCGUGCUCUGGGCUGUGCGCCGCUGGGUUUUUCUGCCCAACAGGGUCGACUUCAUCUCGAGAAAAGCCUUGCGGUACUUCCGUCUUCUACUGUCCACCGGGUAGUGCUGAACGUCGUCGCGUGGAUGAAGGGUAUUACACGAUCACCUUUCCAUCCGACCAGACAACUUCGCAAGGCGCUGGCCAGCAAAUACGCUGCGAAAAAGGUUACUACUGCGUCUUCGGAGUACGACGAGCUUGUCCUGCCGGUGUAUUUGGAGAAUCAACAAGAGUCACUACGCCAGAGUGCACAGCACCAUGCCCUAAAGGAUCGUACUGCCCCAAAGCAACGGCAGUUCCAAUCCCGUGUCCUCCUGGUACGUAUGGAGGCGAACUCGGUCUAACAACUGCUCAUUGUAGCGGGCUCUGCCCAGUUGGCUACUACUGUGAAAUUGGGACGAUCACUCCAGCGCCAUGCCCUGCAGGGACUUACGGGGCGACACCAGGUCCCAUGAGCUCAGCAUGCUCGAGUAUUUGCUCUACAGUCAAUGGAGUGUUGU
Molecule: messenger RNA, 603 nt
Organism: Phytophthora nicotianae INRA-310
Lineage: Eukaryota; Oomycota; Peronosporomycetes; Peronosporales; Peronosporaceae
Exons: 2
Coding region: 1-447 (148 amino acids)
Source: RefSeq, a predicted model, not a curated record